Molecule: messenger RNA, 5323 nt
Organism: Scomber japonicus (chub mackerel)
Lineage: Eukaryota; Metazoa; Chordata; Actinopteri; Scombriformes; Scombridae
Gene: pik3cb
Product: phosphatidylinositol-4,5-bisphosphate 3-kinase, catalytic subunit beta
Exons: 24
Coding region: 323-3562 (1079 amino acids)
Biological process (GO): phosphatidylinositol-3-phosphate biosynthetic process; cell migration; phosphatidylinositol-mediated signaling
Cellular component (GO): cytoplasm; plasma membrane; phosphatidylinositol 3-kinase complex
Molecular function (GO): 1-phosphatidylinositol-3-kinase activity; 1-phosphatidylinositol-4-phosphate 3-kinase activity
Source: RefSeq, a predicted model, not a curated record
CGAGACGGAGCGCGCUCUCCUGUCCACCUGAGACACAUCUGUGUCCCUCGUCAGAGACACACACAGCCGGGCUGCACCUGAACGCUCCACUGUCGCAACGACUUUUCUCAUGUGAAACUACGUCAAUGCAACAGUAGCUGUCAGCUGUUCGUUCGUCCGGUACAUUUUAUUUUUUUUAAAGCUACCAACACGACAGAGUGAGUAAAGAUGCAGUGUCCCAGCCGCUAUCCAGACACCCCCAACGAGGAGCAGAGGCAAAGGAAAUAAGUCUCAAGGCAACAGCAGGUCCUUAUGGUUGAGGUGGUGUGUGGUGUCCCUUGCCAUGCCUCCUGCCAUGACAGACCUCCUGGACAUAUGGGCGGCCCACUCGCCCCUGGCAGGCCACGCUCCGGACCAGAUCACUGUGGACUUUCUGCUGCCCACCGGUAUCUACAUCCAGAUGGACGUUCCACGCGAGGCCACCAUUCAGCACAUCAAACUGCUCUUAUGGAAGCAGGCUCAGACGUUCCCGUUGUUCCCCUCCCUGGGCGACAUGGAGAGCCACAUGUUCGAGUGUGUCAACCAGGCAGCCGUGCACGAAGAACUGGAGGACGAAACCCGCCGGCUGUGCGACGUUCGCCCUUUCCUGCCUGUCCUCAAGCUGGUGACGCGCAACUGCGGCCGAGCCGAGCGCCUGCUGGACUCCAAAAUCGGCGUGCUCAUCAGCAAGGGCCUCCAUGAACUCGAUGGCAUAAAUGACCAGGAGGUGAAGGACUUUCGCAGUAAGAUGUUUCGUAUCAGUGAAGAUAGGAUGCAACAUAUGCAGAUGAUGUCGUGGAAGGAAUGGCUGCAGGCCUGCUUCUCCCCUCAGCUAGAGCCCGCAGCCAAGACAGCCAUCACCGAUGGACUCAAUGACCGGCCCGCAGACCUGAAAGUCAUUAUCCACUUUGACCAGUCUCAGGACUCGGCCAGCCUGAAGAUGCCAUCGUCCUGCACCCCCACCGAACUGAUGGAGCAGGCGGUGAAGAAGUGGCUGACAACCCACGGGCCUGAGGAGGAGGCUUGGAGGGGACAGUACGUACUGAGGGUCAGCCAUUGCCUGGAGUUCCUUUGUGGAGACCACCCUCUCAUUCAGUACAAGUACAUCCGCACGUGCAUGCAAGCCAAGGAGCCUCCACACCUCACCCUGGUCCACACCAGCACCGUCAAGGCCAUGUUUGAAAAGGAAAUCUGUGCCAUCGGAGCUGUGGUCAGCCGCAAGUCAUCCAACCCACCUUUACCACUACCUCCCAAGAGAAGAGCUCCCACGCAAGUACAGACGUGUGUGUGGGAUGUGUCGAGCACGUUUAAGAUAGUCCUUGUGAAAGGAAGCAAGGUGAACGCGGAGGAGACUGCCAAGGUCCAGGUGAGAGCAGGCCUCUUCCACGGUACAGAGCUGCUGUGCAAACCCGCAGUGAGCAGCGAGAGCAGCGGACGCUCGGAUCACACAUGGAAAGACAGCACGCUGGAGUUCGACAUCUCUGUCUGUGACCUGCCACGCAUGACCCGCCUCUGCUUCGCCAUCUACGCUGUCAUGGAUAAGGUGAAGAAGCAGAAGUCCACCAAAAACGCUCAUCUAAACAAGUACCAGACCAUUCGCAAAGCAGGGAAAGUGCACUACCCUAUAGCCUGGGUCAACACCAUGGUGUUUGACUACAAAGGCCAGCUGAAGACUGGAGAUAUCAUCUUGCACUGCUGGUCUUCCUUUCCUGAUGAACUUGAAGAGAUGCUGAACCCCAUAGGAACCAUCCAGACCAACCCGUACACUGAGAACGCCACAGCACUGCACAUCCAUUUUCCAGAGUACUCGUCACACCCCAUCAUCUUCCCUCCCUUUGACAAGAUACUGGAAAAAGCUGCAGAGAUCGCCAGAGCGAAUGACAGUGUACCUAUGGGUCGUGGAGGUAAGAAGUUCCACAUAGAGCUGAAGGAGAUCAUGGAGCGGGACCCACUCUCUCAGCUGUGUGAGAACGAGAAGGAUCUGAUCUGGACACUACGUUAUGACUGCCGUGAGAAUUUCCCUCAGUCACUGCCCAAGCUGCUACUCUCUGUCAAAUGGAGCAAACAUGAGGACAUGGCCCAGCUGCAGGCACUGCUUCAGAUUUGGCCCAAACUGAGUCCCAGAGACGCUCUAGAGCUUUUGGACUUCAACUACCCUGAUCAGUAUGUCAGAGAAUAUGCUGUGCGCUGUCUGCGUGACAUGAGUAAUGAGGAGCUGUCGCAGUACUUGCUGCAGUUGGUGCAGGUGUUGCGCUAUGAGCCCUACUAUGACUGCGCCCUUACCCACUUCCUCCUGGAACGUGCCCAGAAGAACCGCAAGAUAGGACACUUCCUCUUCUGGCAUUUACGGUCAGAGAUGCACAUGCCAGCUGUUUCAGUCCAGUUUGCUCUCAUCCUGGAAGCCUACUGUAGAGGCAGCAUCCCUCAUAUUGAGGUUCUAAAGAAACAGGUGGAAGCCCUGAGUAAGCUAAAGUCGGUCAAUGAGCUAAUUAAGCUGGGGACCAUCAAGAACGCUCGAAGUAAGACCAAGGAGGCAAUGUUGACCAAAGAGGCCAUGAUGACCUGUCUGAGGCAAAGCGGCUACUCAGAGACUCUGUCAGACCUGCACUCGCCUCUAAACCCCCAUGUCCUGCUGUCCGGCAUCAAUGUGGAGAGGUGUCGGUACAUGGACUCUAAGAUGAAGCCACUCUGGAUUGUUUACAACAACAAGCUGCUGGGGGGAGACUCCCUAGGAAUCAUCUUCAAGAAUGGAGACGACCUACGACAAGAUAUGUUAACCCUCCAGAUUUUGAGGUUAAUGGAUCUGCUAUGGAAGGAGGCGAAUCUGGAUCUCAGGAUCGUACCAUAUGGUUGCCUAGCGACAGGUGACCGUGCAGGGCUGAUUGAGGUUGUGUCAUCAGCAGACACGAUUGCCAACAUCCAGCUGACCAGCAGCAACGUGGCAGCAGCUGCCGCCUUCAACAAGGAUGCUUUGCUAAACUGGCUCAAAGAGAGAAACUCUGGCGAUGCUCUUGAGCGAGCCAUCGAGGAGUUCACUCUGUCAUGUGCAGGCUACUGUGUAGCCACCUAUGUCCUGGGCAUCGGAGACCGCCACAGUGACAACAUCAUGGUCCGCAGCACUGGACAGCUCUUUCACAUAGACUUUGGCCACAUCCUCGGCAACUUCAAGUCCAAGUUUGGCAUCAAGAGGGAGCGUGUACCAUUUAUCCUCACACACGACUUCAUCCACGUCAUACAACAGGGAAAGACGGGUUACACAGAAAAAUUUGGCAGUUUCCGACAGUACUGUGAGGAGGCCUAUCUAAUCUUGAGGAAGAACGGGAACCUCUUCAUCACACUGUUCGCCCUCAUGCUUACUGCUGGACUGCCUGAGCUCACCUCAGUCAAAGACAUCCAGUAUCUAAAGGAUUCUCUGGCUCUGGGUAAAACGGACGAAGAUGCGCUGAAGCAGUUCCGCCAGAAGUUCGAUGAGGCCCUGAGAGAGAGCUGGACAACCAAAGUCAACUGGAUGGCCCACAACGUGGCCAAAGACAACCGCUCCUAGAGCAGCUGCGACCCCUCUAAGCCAGGGGUCAGGGGCCAAGAGUGAAGGAGUGUGUCAGUGUGUGGGAGGGCCAAGGUGUGCCAAGGAGUCAGGGUGACAGCCACCCAUAUUUAAAGGGAAUCUAGCAGAAUAUCGCAAACCUGAGCAGAUUCACCCCCAUAUACUGUACAUAAAGAGUGAAAUCUACUCCAGUCAGUCCAGUUACUUGGCACACAUACUUACUGUACCCCUCCUCACCUUGCAUCACUCUAGCAUGGUGCCUCCUAUAAAAUCCAGAUUCACGGUCUUGUGACAUUUCUGAGGAAUCAUGGUGGGUAAAGUCGUUGCACGUUUUGCACAGGCACAACAGCUGAUGGAGCACACGAGCCAAAGGAAGGGAACUGAAGCACCCGCUCUGCCCACACUAAACCUUCAGAGGAGAACUGUCCCCCCCCCACCCCCCAACACACAGAGCGGGCUUGAGCUCUACAGUCAUUUGGAGCGGUUGAAUAAGUGGUCUUCAAACUUGGCUUGUACAGACUCUGAAGCGGGGCAUGAGGCAAAAGGUUUUGCCAUAUCUCUGAACUGUUUUAAAGUACAGUGGAGAUAACAGAUGGGUGUGGACAGGCAGAAUGGACAAAAAAAAGAAGAAAAAAAAGUCUGACCCCCAUGUCUUAAACACCACACCAUCAUGUGCACAACGGCCACAAGAAGUGCAACUUAACAGUCUUGCUCCCGCUGCCUCAAAGUGUGCCUCAAAAACUGCGGGAAGAUUGUAUUUUUUUAAUGAGUUUUCUUUUUUCUUUUGCCAUUUAAGAAUUUAUCAUGAGACUUCUAUGUGCCAGACUACUUUAAUAGUCCACAAAGAAACCUUGUGUGUGAGGGAAUAAUGAUGAAAGAGAAGGAUGGAUUAGAGGAAAAAGGAUACCCUGAGCCUUUUUGGUCCAGUGUUUGAAUCUCAGCUCAUUUGGACCAUCGAACACUGGAACGUUUUUAGAAAGACGUAUAUGAGAAAUUUCAAAUAGUCUUUUAAUGAACUAAAACACUUUAUUUUUAAUUUUAUGUUGAGAUGUGACAAAGUGCAUCAUUUCUUUUAAAACCAUCAUCAAACCAAGAGCAUUAUUGGACAAAGAGUUAAGGUCUGUGAGUGAUCACUACCCUGAGACGUCUAAAAAGGAUUUCUGACGUUUAAAGCGCCAUCCAACUCACGCUAGCAACUACGACAAAUAAACCCACUGAGAAAUAACUGAUGCUUUUAACAUGUUAGGACCAAAACACACACAAAAAAGCAAAUGUUUAGUUAUUUUAUUGUUUAUACUGUAUUUUUAAUUAUCUGUCUCUGAAUGUCUCAAAUGUGCAAAUACGUGCCGCUCUCUUUUUAAAUGUAUUUGUUUUUAUACGAGAAGGUGUAGGCGAAGUUCGGCUGGGGAGGGGGGGAGGGGGCGGCUGUGUGGGUGGGAUUUAUCAGUAGGGACAUUACACUGCGAUGCAAAGCUACUUCCUCGUUUCGACAUAAGGUGCUCCUCCGGCAUCUGCAUCUGUGUUUAAUUUUUCGUGCAAUAUCCGUAAACGAGUAUAUGAACCAUAUCUUAUUAUAUAAAACCUUUGGCUCAUGCCUAAGCCUAUAAUGGUUUUUCUCUGUUGGUUUAUGUGUGAUGCAGCUGUAGUUUGAACCACUAGCCUUCGAAAGUCUCAGACACUGGAUAUUGUCAAAUGUACAGGCUUCUAUUGUUUUGCUGGUUUGUUUUCAUAGGAGUUUUAUUAAAGUUAUUUUCCACCGUG